AUGAGCAGUUCUGAAAAAUAAAAGGAAUAUGUAGUACAGAAAUCCAUAGAUAGCUUAAAUACAGAUAGGAGGGAGUCUGAUUAGAGUGCGAAGUAGACUGGAUUACCUGAAAUUCUGAAGCGUCCAAAAGAGAGAAAGUAUGGUUAAGAUGUUUUAAUAGAACAAUAGUAGAAAUUAAGAUCAUCUUACAAUGGUCGAUUACUCACUCAAAGCGAAAAGCUAAAUAUUUAAUCGUCUAACCCAAACUUUUCAGAAAAAUAAGAUGAUAAUUUAUACUCACAAUUAAAUAUCUCUUAAGGAUAUGUAGUAUAGAGUUGCCAACAAGAAAAAAAUAGAGAUAGUAUAAGUUUAGCUAAUGAUGAUGUUUCUCUUUUGAAAAGAGGAAACUAGAGUAGUGCGACAUUUUUAAAGCAAGAGCAAGAUUUUGAAAACGAAUCAUUACUAACAAGAACAAACGAUAAGAGCUCAAAGGCUCAAAAAUCAUACACAUCUUUUGCAUAGUAGGUGAAAGGUGGAGCUUACUCUCUCAAUAGAAACAAUAACUCAUCUUAUGGAUAAAGAAAACUUGGUUAUUCUUCUAACUAAAUUUAAAAGUUGGAUGAAAAUAUUAGAAUGCUAGAAUAAAAUUUAUAACAACUGAAAAAAAGCCAGGUCAAGACGCAAUAAAAUAAGAAACUUUCUAGUAGCCCUUAUAAAGCAAGACCUAUAACAGCUUCAGCUGAAAAGAAAAUAAAUGAAGAAAAAAUAGAAGCCUACAAUAGGCUUUAUAACAUUGAUGAAAAUCUACAAGAUUAAGAUCAUUUAAUUGUGAAUUUCAAUGCCAACUAUUAUAAUAAGAAAAAACCUGCUCGCCUUGGAAUAAACAACCUUGAUAAAAAAGCACAAAUAUCUCCUCAAGUUAUCCAAGAAGCCAUUAAAUAUGAAGAAAAGCUAAUCUAAAAUAAAAAGCAGCAAGAAGCGAAAAAAUUUUCUGGUUCAGGCCAAAACAAUUUAAGAAUCAGAAAAUUAGAAACAACAAAAAUGAUAAAAGAAACACCUCUAUCAAACAGCAAAAGAAUAAAUACAAUCGAAGAAUCUAAUUAAAAUGUACCGUUUUCAACAACUGCUGCAAAAUCUACAAAGCCAGAGCUUUCUGAAAAGAGGGAUUUUAGUGAUACUCAAAAUUUCAGUUUGUAAGAUGUAACAGCUAAUAAUUAAUCUACAAAAAGUAAAAAUGAACUUGAUAACUACAAAUUAGGUCCUUUAAUAGGAAAAGGAUCAUAUGCAACAGUAAGACUUGCAACAGACUUGGCAACAAAUGAAUAAGUUGCUAUUAAAUUCUAUGAGAAAUUUAAGCUAUUUGACCCUCAAAAAAAGAAAAAUGUUCAAAGAGAAAUCUCUAUCCUUAAAAAAAUUUCUCACCCACAUUGCAUUGGAAUGCAAAAAACAUUUGAAAAUAGCAAAAAUAUAUGUGUUGUGAUGGAAUAUGUUGGUAAAGAUUCUCUUUAUACCUAUUUGAAGAGCUUUGAGGGAAGAAAGUUACCUGAAGAGGAAGCUAAAAGAAUUUUUAAGUAAAUAAUAAAAGGAGUUAGUUAUCUCCAUACAAACAAUAUAAUUCAUAGAGACAUGAAGCUUGAAAAUUUAUUAAUGGAUGAUACUAAAAAUAUAAAAAUUAUAGAUUUUGGAUUUUCAAUAAUGAUACCUCCAGAUAAAAAACUAAACAUAUUCUGUGGUACUCCAAGCUAUAUGGCACCAGAAAUAGUUAGUAAAAAGGAGUAUUAUGGUCCUCCAGUAGAUAUUUGGGCGUGCGGUAUAUUGUUGUAUGUAAUGCUUGUUGGUACUUUUCCUUUUAAAGCAGCUGAUGAUAAGACAUUAUAUUUUAAGAUUAGAAACGGUAAUUAUGAUUUACCACCACAUGUAAGUGUAGGUGCAAGAUAAAUUUUAAAGAAAAUUUUAAACGUUAAUUAUCAUGAAAGAGCAACAGCUGAAGAGAUUCUUAUGGAUACAUGGGUUAGCCCUAUGAAUAUAGUAAGAAAAAUAGAUGAGUUAAGAGCUUAAAUUAAAUAAAAAUAAAAUGUAAAUUCAAUUAAUGACGAAGAAGAAGUAAAUCAAAAUAAAGAGCAUUGA
Molecule: messenger RNA, 2106 nt
Organism: Tetrahymena thermophila SB210
Lineage: Eukaryota; Ciliophora; Oligohymenophorea; Hymenostomatida; Tetrahymenidae
Product: Serine/Threonine kinase domain protein
Exons: 8
Biological process (GO): intracellular signal transduction; protein phosphorylation
Cellular component (GO): cytoplasm
Molecular function (GO): ATP binding; protein serine/threonine kinase activity
Source: RefSeq, a predicted model, not a curated record